Molecule: messenger RNA, 1593 nt
Organism: Hemibagrus wyckioides
Lineage: Eukaryota; Metazoa; Chordata; Actinopteri; Siluriformes; Bagridae
Gene: hapln2
Product: hyaluronan and proteoglycan link protein 2
Exons: 6
Coding region: 161-1174 (337 amino acids)
Biological process (GO): cell adhesion
Molecular function (GO): hyaluronic acid binding
Source: RefSeq, a predicted model, not a curated record
UUGGAUAGGAACUCUGUAUUAUACUGUAUUAGCUGAAGUGGCUCAAAAGACUGACAAGGUUUUUUUUUUUUAAAAAAAAUAGCUGAAUUCCUUUAAUUUAGGACUUUAAAGAAAGAGAGACAAAAGACAAAAGGCAUAACAGGAAAAGGUGCACUAAAUUAUGAACUGUGUGGCUUUUAUGGUGGUGACUACCAGUUUUCUCUUUUGGACUGAUGCUGUUAAUCGCUACUACAAUAAAGACAAAGAUAAAGCACUGCAGUAUCUCACAGAACCACCAGUAUAUGCUGAGAUAAAAGCACGCCGGGGAGAGAACACAACCCUGCCAUGUGUUCUGCGAACUGUAUCUUCUAACUACAAAGUAAAGUGGAGUAAAGUUGAUCCUCUUCAUACAGCAUCGGAAAAUAUUCUCAUCAGUAAUGGGCAUGAUGUUAAACAUUAUGGUACAUGGCAGUCUAAAGCAAGUCUUCGACGGAUGCAUGCUUUGGACAUCUCUCUCCGCCUCACCAAGCUGGAACUCCAAGAUUAUGGUCUGUACCGGUGUGAACUAAUUAAUGGCAUGGAAGAUGAGCAUGUCACCAUUACUCUAAGCAUUGAAGGGGUUGUGUUUCCUUAUCAAAGCAGCCAUGGACGGUAUAAGUUUACGUACUUUGAUGCCAAAAAAGCUUGUGAAGAGCAGGAUGCAACACUGGCAACAUACAAACAGCUUUACAGGGAAUGGACAGAUGGUUUGGAGUGGUGUAAUGCUGGAUGGCUACAUGAUGGGACUGUCCACUACCCCAUUCUGAAUCCACGCCCAGCUUGUGGGAAAGACCUUCCUCCAGGCAUCCGCAGCUAUGGGCCCCGGCACAAGACCAAGGAGCAUUACGAUGCCUUCUGCUUCACCUCUACCACUGAGGGUUCAGUGUUCUAUAUACCAGGGCCUCUAAAUUUUUUGCAAGCAGCUCAUGCCUGUAACGAGAAAGGAGCAAGCCUGGCCCUUGUGGGACAACUCUACUCCUCCUGGAAGUUUCUAGGGUUGGAGCAAUGUGAUGGAGGCUGGCUACAAGAUGGUAGUGUGCGUUUUCCCAUCAUUACCCCUAAAAAGCGCUGUGGAGGACUCCCACAGCCAGGAGUUCACAGUUUUGGAUUUCCUAAAAAGACUAUUACUCUCUAUGGGGCAUACUGUUACAGAUAAAGACCAACAUAGUGAUAAAUGAUUCAAGAAAGGUUUACACUAGUACAAGACAAAAGUUUGCAAGUGCCACUGUAACACUUCCCAUGCAGCCUGGGAAUUAAUACUUUUUUCCCUUUCUGCAAUAUGAGAUAAUGUUUUGACAUGUGAUAUUGUGACAAGACUAGAAUUGUUCCGUGGGAAUGUAGGAUUUGGUCCAAAAGCUUUAACAUUCAUAUGAGUCUCACAAUUUUCUAAGUUGUUAUUUUCUUUAUGAGAUCAGUGAAUACUGUUCAAAGGUGAUCCUACAAUUAAUAUAUAAAUAAUUUAAUUAAUAAUUGAGUUCUACACCAGCAGAUAUUUCUUAACCAACUUUGUAAAUAAUUACCAAAUGUACAUGCCUUUCAUAAGAUUUUGUGAAUAAUCUAAAAACCCUUUUGUAU